Messenger RNA from Phycodurus eques (leafy seadragon), 2399 nucleotides. RefSeq names its product phosphatidylinositol 3,4,5-trisphosphate 3-phosphatase and dual-specificity protein phosphatase PTEN. Gene Ontology annotation, cellular component: nucleus; cytosol; plasma membrane. Gene Ontology annotation, molecular function: inositol-1,3,4,5-tetrakisphosphate 3-phosphatase activity; protein tyrosine phosphatase activity; phosphatidylinositol-3,4-bisphosphate 3-phosphatase activity. Gene Ontology annotation, biological process: phosphatidylinositol dephosphorylation; phosphatidylinositol 3-kinase/protein kinase B signal transduction; negative regulation of cell population proliferation. Lineage: Eukaryota; Metazoa; Chordata; Actinopteri; Syngnathiformes; Syngnathidae. The record is from RefSeq and is a predicted model, not a curated record. The transcript is spliced from 10 exons. Bases 717 to 2060 code for a protein of 447 amino acids.
CAUGAUGGGAGCCUGAGUUCAGCUGGAGCGACGAAAAAAGAAAGAUGAUUCCCCGGGACGGAGCUGUCAAAGCAAUCUGUGCAUAUUUCUGAUCCUUGUAUAGUCUGUAUACAUCUGAGGUGGAGCCUGUCACUUUUUCCCCUGACCUGCGAUGUUCUUGACGCGCGCUCGGUGACAAUGUUGAAUCGCUAAGGAGGUCUUUUUUGGAUCGAAAAAAAAAAAACCAAAAAAACGGAGCUAGCCAUUGUUGCUAGCUAGCGUGCUAGCCUAGCGAGCUAGCCUAGCUCCAAACGCCCCCCCCCCCCACACACCCCCCGUCCGAGUGACUGGAUACGGGCUUUUUUCUGGGGGGGGCCCCCUCCUUCAGGGGUUACCGGUGAGUUCUCUUAUUUUCGCUUCGGACCGAACCCGAGGCUUAUUCUUUGGACAACUGGGUGAAUGUCGCUGGGGACUAUUUGGAAGAGCGACCGCGGGAUUGGAAAAGUCGGGCCUUCGCUGAGGAGAAGCCGAGCAAGGCCCGUCUUUAUGUUCCAGAGGAAGCCUGUCUAAUCCCAACGAGCUCGGCUGGCUAGCCCCGAGGAGGACCUCCUCCCCCUUCCCUUCCCCCCCUCCUCCCCUUUACCCCGACCUACCGAGCAGAACCACCGUCUACCACCUGACCACCAAAAAGCCUGCUUUCAUCAUUUACCCGUAAUAGACUCCUGUCAGCCGCUGCAAUGACUGCUAUUAUUAAAGAAAUUGUCAGCCGGAACAAAAGGAGAUACCAGGAGGACGGCUUCGACCUGGACCUAACAUAUAUCUACCCAAACAUCAUAGCCAUGGGCUUUCCAGCAGAGCGACUUGAAGGCGUGUACAGAAACAAUAUAGAUGAUGUAGUACGGUUUUUGGAUUCAAAGCAUAAAAACCAUUACAAAAUCUACAACCUCUGCGCAGAAAGACACUACGACGCUGCCAAAUUUAACUGCAGAGUUGCACAGUACCCUUUCGAAGACCACAACCCCCCUCAGCUGGAGCUGAUCAAGCCGUUCUGCGAAGACUUGGACCAGUGGCUCAGCGAGGACGACAAUCACGUGGCGGCCAUCCACUGUAAGGCCGGCAAGGGCCGCACCGGGGUGAUGAUCUGCGCCUAUCUCCUCCACCGCGGCAAAUUCCUGGAGGCCCAAGAGGCGCUCGACUUUUACGGCGAAGUCAGGACAAGGGACAAGAAGGGAGUGACCAUCCCGAGCCAGCGCCGCUAUGUCUACUACUACAGCUACCUACUGAAGAACCAGCUGGAGUACAAGCCGGUGGCGCUGCUCUUCCACAAAAUGGUGUUCGAGACGCUGCCCAUGUUCAGCGGGGGCACCUGCAGAGACAGUACCGUUAAAAACAGGAGCGAGCCGACACCUCAGGGCUUCAAGAAAGGGAAUUGGCAUUGGGAUCCCCAGUUCGUUGUGUACCAGCUCAAAGUGAAGAUCCACACGUCCAACCCCACCCACACCCGGCGCGAGGACAAGCACAUGUUCUUCGAGUUCCCACAGCCGCUGCCGGUGUGCGGCGACAUCAAAGUGGAGUUCUUCCACAAGCAGAACAAGAUGAUGAAGAAGGACAAAAUGUUUCACUUCUGGGUGAACACCUUCUUCAUCCCCGGGCCAGAGGAGGGCUUGGAGAAGCUGGAGAACGGCGCGGUGAACAACGCUGAGAGCCAGCAGGGCGGCGGCCAGGUCCAACAGCAGCAGCUGCAGCCGCCGAGCAGUGCAGAGUGCAGGGACGGUGGCGUCGGCGGCGGCAGGGAUGGCGGCGACAGGGACUACCUCAUCCUGACGCUGACCAAAAAUGAUCUGGACAAGGCAAAUAAGGACAAAGCCAACCGCUACUUCUCGCCAAACUUCAAGGUGAAGUUGUAUUUCACAAAAACCGUGGAGGAGCCUUCAAAUUCAGAGGCGAGCACUUCAACAUCUGUCACGCCGGACGUCAGCGACAAUGAGCCAGACCAUUAUCGAUACUCUGACACCACUGACUCUGAUCCGGAAAAUGAACCUUUUGACGAAGAGCAGCACACACAAAUCACAAAAGUGUGAACUCUUUUAAAUAAGAAAAAAAAUAAACAGCAAGAGAAGAAAUUAUACAGCAGAGAGGAGAAAACUUGAAUAUAAACUUAAAAGAAGAACCUUUUUGUCCCUUACCCUACCCCCACCCCAGAUGGCAAUAGAAUAUCAUCAUGUCAAAUGCCAAUUUUAUGGUGAAAAGAUGAAUAUCCUGACCAAUAUAUUGUUUUUUUUUUUAAAUUUUGUUUAUUUCUUUUCCCUUUUGGCACGGCCAUCAACCACGUGCAAGGUAUUGACACUGUUGCCCGAUGGGAAAAAGGUGCUGUAGCUAUUAAAAAAAAAAAAAAAAAAAAAAAAAUGUGUUUAUAUAUA